Trypanosoma theileri is the source of this 1371-nucleotide messenger RNA. RefSeq lists its product as uncharacterized. The record is from RefSeq and is a predicted model, not a curated record. The coding region runs from base 1 to 1371 and encodes 456 amino acids. Gene Ontology annotation, cellular component: centriole; centrosome. Gene Ontology annotation, biological process: interkinetic nuclear migration; centrosome cycle; positive regulation of centriole elongation. The transcript has a single exon. NCBI's taxonomy places the organism in Eukaryota, Euglenozoa, Kinetoplastea, Trypanosomatida, Trypanosomatidae.
AUGAUGAGCGAGUCGAGUGUAUUGGGAAGUGUGACGGGAGAUAAAUCAUCAUCUUCAGCUGUCGUUUACACACCACCAAACUCUGUUGCUGUCUCUCCAUCUGUAUCGCCUGCCCCUGCCCCUGUUCCUGUUCCUGUCGCUGUCCCUAUCCCUGCGUCUGCCCCCGUUGCAAAAGCAAUAACACCACCAACAACAACAAGAGCAGCAGCAGUAUCAUCAGCAGCAGAUGCUGUUGCCUCAGCGCCUGCACCGUCUAACCAUAGAGAAAAGCAGGGAACUGAGGCUGCGGUUGCAGCUAGUGUGCGUGGAACGGUAGAGUACCGUGCUGCAUGGGAUGUUGAGUUAUGGAAGGCUGUCCAGGCAGCUCGACUCCAACGUCAGUUAGAGGAACAAAAGAAAAAAGCUCUCGCGGCACUCGCAAAGUUUGUGAAAACAAAAGAGCAGCAUGCUGUGGCAAACUGCGAGAUAAAGGAGCGUGACCUUGUCCGUAGAGAACAGCGGGUGGCGGAAGAAGAAAAACAAAUAGAGCGGCGAAAGUGGCGAUUAACGGAGAUGGAGAAGGAUCUUCGUCAGUUACGACAACAGCUCGCGGACGCGCGGCGGCGUGCGGAGGAGGACGCGAUGGUGGAAGUGCAGCGCGCGAAGGAGGACGCCGCGCACACUGUCGCUCUGCAGCAGCAACGCGUGCAGGCCGCCGAGGCACAAACCCAACGGGCGGAGGAGCGACUGCAGCAGGCGCAGCGGGACUACUUGGCGCUCUCGGAGGAGUUCCAUCGGUUUCGCACACGCGGACUCACAGCGCCGCCGGAGAGUAUUACAAGUGUGGAGAGCCGCCUUCGUGCGGAGUUUGCGGUGGAGCAGCAGGCGCUGCAGGACCGACUGGAGCGGCGCCACAAGGAGAAUGAACAUCAAUUACUGCAGCGCUGCCGUGAGUUGGAGGAGGAGAAUAAACGCCUCACGGCAUUGGCCACAAAGCGUAGAGAACAGCUGCGGCGCACCACAGAUGAUUUGGCACACUUGAAACUGGUGAACGGCGCUCUUGAGGAACAACUGCAGCGGCUGGGUACAACCGCAACCUCAGCAGCAGGAGCAACAGCAGCAGAAGAUAGUAAUGCAGCUUCUGGUGGAAAGAAGAAGCGAACGGCAGAGUUGAAAGAAGGGAAUGUGGUUCAACAGGCACAGUCUGUUCAUGUAUCUUCUCUCGUAAAAGAGAUCGAGCGUCUCCGUCGCGAACGGCGUACAAUUGUAGAAGACAGCGCAGGUGCAUUAGAUGAGGACAGUGAUGUAGUACGCUGUCUCGAUGCAAGGAUUAGUGACAUGGUGCGGGAGCUCCACGCACACAAUCAAGAAAUGCAACAGGUGGUUGGAUGA